GGCGGCCGCCGGCCGUGGUGGAGCACCAGCUCCUCGUCGCUGCGUGUGGCUUCGUGUCGCCCGAAUCGAACGGAGGUUUACGCGGGGAGACGUGAGUCAGAGCUCCGGUGCAGGAGAGCACUGACACCUGGGGUCGACGGCCGGAUCCUAAACCGGUCGGGGACGAGCAGCGCGUCCACAGGCGCGUUCAGCACACCUAGACGAGGAGGCGUGGCAAAGGGCGUGGUGGGCAGAGUGGCAGGCGGAGUCAAAUUUCAUGGUCAUUAGCUGGAAGGUCUCAUGGAUGAGGGACACUGUCGAAGCGAGGAGGAGGUGAGUCACGGCCCAGGGCGGCUCACGGACCUCCAGAACAAUGUGAACUGUUGGGCCGGCCCGGAUGAAAAUCAGAACCAGUUGACGGAAGAGGGGGAGGAAGGAAUGGACGAGGGGCUGCAGAGUGGCUGGCAGCUGUUGCAGCAGGAUUCUGUGAACAACAAUGAGGAGGAGGAGGAGGAGGAGAAGCAGAUGCACAACAACAACAGGGUUUCCAAUGAAGACACAAGGAGCCAAAUCCAACACUCUCCAGCACACAGCGAGGGAUGCAGCAGAGACACGUGGACCACAGGAGCUGUGUCUGUGAGAUGCUGUUUGGAGUGUCCAGCAACUGGUGCACCCAGCCACCCUGAGCAGGUCCCCACCACUGGCCCUCCAACGGGACCCCACGCUCCUUCAUCCACCCUUUCCCCGGUAGCCUCCCUACAGGAGCUGCUGGAGCACUCAGACCACACUCUGCUGCCCCAGUGCCUCCACCAGAUAGCAGAGGCCUACUUCCUUGAAGAAGAGUAUGAAUGGGCACUCCAGUUCCUUCAGCUGGAGAGACUGUACCAUGAGCGACUGCUCUCCAAUCUCGCUGCCCUUCAGGGACAGUGGGCUGCAGUCAGCGUGCGUGUUACAGUGCACUGGGACCACCACUGGAACCUCUCUCUUUCAGAGUUCCGGUGGAAGGAGAGCAACUCAUCCAAGAGGAACAGCACAGACAACGCCAGUGCUGAGCUGCGGCCGGAGCAGCUGGAGACACUGACCCACAUCUGCAGGACACAUCAGCGAUCUACACUCAGAGGAGAGAAGGGCUUGGUUGUGGACGGAGUGCUGAGGAACAGCCUGUUCUCUGGGAGGCUGAGCAAACACGGAAAACAACACACCACCUCCAUUCCAUGUGGCCCAGACAGCAAUUCUGAGUCAUCACAGAUGAUGGAGCCGCUGGGUCUGGACGAGGGCUCCCCAGCAGAGGACGUCCUGCGCAGCGGGGCCCUAGCAGCACAGCACAAGGACAUUUCGGCACUUGGCCACCAGGGGGCGGAGCUGCACGGCACUCUUCGCCUGGCCACACCCACUUCAGCUGACACAGUCGGCUGUUGUCCGGAGGCCGGCGUGCGUGUGGGUGGGGAGGAGAAGGGCCUGUGCGAAGCAGCGGCAGCAGAGGCACUCUGCGAUGCGGGAAUGGAGAGUCCUCUUGGAGACACGCUCCCUGGCAGCUCCUCCCCUGGUGACGAAGAGCAGGAGGAGGGGCGAACCGAUCCAACAGUGGCCUUUCAGGAGUCUCUGGACAGAUGCGACUCAGGGAAUGCAAGGCGGACAGAACCUGGCCGGGACAGAUCCUUGGAGGAGGACGGUGCAGGAAGUGUCGGAGGUGAAGAUAAGGGAGGGACAGGCUCAGGGCUGAGCCCCCUGGCUGAGGGUGAGAUGAGCUCGCCCGAGCCCUGGGGGCAGGAGGAUGGAGAGGGAGGGGAGCAGGCCUGCCCUGGGGCAGAUGAGGAGAAGCCGGAGAUAGUGGAGGUAGAGGUGCUGGAGGAGUCCUUGGAGUACGAGGUGGAGGAGGACAGCCUUGGAGUGGACGUUGUGGAGGAGGAACGUGUUUCACAGGCUUUGCUGGAUGACCUGGCCAAAAGGAUACAAGUGGAGGAGAUUACACCUGCCUCAGGUCUGGUGUCGAUCCUGAAGAGGAGGGCUUCCCUAGACAGCACCACUACCUGCACCGGACCCACCUCUCCCAAACAGGCUGCCAAGCGCAAGGUCCGAUUCAGAGAGCCAGAUGAGAUGCUGGACCAAGAUGAAGUCGGCGGAGACUCCUGGCUGCUCCUCCUCCUGCUGUGCUUGGCCACUGUGGUCAUCAGUAUUGGAGGGACUGCCCUCUACUGCACCCUGGGUGAUGUGCAGUCCAGCAUUUGCACUGACUUCUCCCACAACAUGGACUUCUACUUCGGGCGGGUGCAGCGGGGGCUGGACGAGCUUGGACACUGGUUUUCCCCGAGAUCGUAGCGGGGCUUCUCGGACCCUGGGCUUUGGGUUUGCAGUUUGAGGAGAGGGCAAGGAUACGGCGAGCGCUGGGGCACAGUUGCUCCAUUUUUUUCCAUGUCUUAACCCAGUUGUCCUCCAAUUCCUUCCCCCUCUCUCCUGUUGGAUGUUCUGCGUGAUACUGGGUAAAACCACAGAGACACAGCGACAUGGAAGAAUCCGCAAAGGCUCUGGUUUGCUCUUGGACCCUGGAUGGCAGCUCAUAAACUGAGAACCCCACACACCAUGGGCAAGUCUGACUGAUUCAGGUGAGAGUCUCUCCAGAUGCUGAUGUUGGAGCCCAGAUGUAACAUUUCGGCGGCCAACAGAUCUCAGCCGACGUCGAGGUCACGGAGCUGCCGGCCUCUGCAGACAAUAUGCUGAAGUUGCCCACUCGCACAAGGGGAAACAGCAACCCCUCCAUUUUUAAGGAGUCACAAGUCAAUGUUUACUGCCAUUAUUACUUAUAGUACACACUAAACAAAACAACAACAAUAAAUAAAUAUCAUGUAUAUUAUCCUUUGGGGGGUCUUUUAAGGAAUUGUCUUACUUUUUUGUGUUCUUGUUUUGAGAAUCUCUUAGAGAAAUGAUGUGUAGCUUUGAAGUAGCAUGGGUCUCCAGAGAUCUUAAGUAUCGUACAAAUGUAUGAAGCAGGGGUGUAUAUGCAGCAUCUUUACACAAUUUAUUGAAUGCACUCAUUAUAGUAAAGAUCAGCUGUGAUUCUAGAGUUUGAACGUAGAAGGUGGUGUAUACGAGGGGCUAAUCUACUUGUACGUUUUAGUUGUAAUUUGUGGCAUUAUUUAGAUCACUAUUUAAAUUACAAUGCAUUACCUCACCUGAUUGGUGGAAUGGCUCAAUAUUAUAAUUUUUAAUGUAAGGUUAUUUUGUCUCUUAGUUUUAAUCUUGUUUUCUCCUUCAGGUCUUGCAUGAUGGAAAAUAUAUUAAUUGUGAAGAAUUUUAGGGUACCCUUGAUCCUCUCUGAAAUGUCAGCUCAAGGAGUUUGACCUCAUUUAAAUUAAGUGCUAGCUAAUUUUUAGGAAUUAUUUUUUAGCAGAAGUCCGUAGGAAAAACAUCAAAACCAGGGGUUUCCCUUGCAUCUCACUGGGGUGAAGGAUAUGUACAGUAACAAAAAAUUUCUUUUGUCUUCUUUUUUGUGUCUACCCUGGCUGGUCCAGGGGCCUGUCUUGCACAUUUGACUGACACAUUGAUUCUGUGUAGAAGUUGAGAGAGGGACAGAAAAAUGCAUAUAGAAAAUUUCCAUUUAAGACUGUUUACAUGUUUUCUUUUUCUUUUCACUACUUGGAUGUGAUGUGGUAUAUGAUUUGACACCUGACUGAGCAAAGUGACUUGCAGCUCUUAUUUGAAACUCAUCCACUUGAAACAUGCCAGUUAAAGAAGUGCUUGUCCGCCUUGUCAACACAUUACAUGAUCAAUUUCUGUUUCUGACUUUUCUAAAACUCUGUACAUCCUGCACCUAUAGGUGAUGUAUCACAUUGUAAGAUGUUCCAAUUAUUUAUUUUAUUUAUAUAUUUAUUUUUGUCUUUUGAAGUUUGGAAGACAGUGAAUUUUAUUUUUUUAAUCCCGUGUUAAAUAACUCUUCUUAUGGAAGACAAGUCGGUGAAUGAAUUUGCUUGUGAGUACAGUAGGGGCUCUUGGCUCUGGUCCUUGCAAGAUGCAAGUUCUGCUGAUCUUCUGCUCAACCUCGGCUCUUAACUACUCGAACGGUUUGAAUCAGUUGAACCUCAGCUGACAUUGCAGGUGUCAGUCAAUUUGAAAAUACUCAGUGAAACACGCAGGAGAUUCUGUCCUCUUAAAGACCAGUGUUGCGCACCCCUUAUAUAGAUUAAAACUCCUGUUUGUAUGCUGUAGUGUAGUGACUUUUAAAUUGCUUUACAAGAACAUGGAUAUUCUGCAAAUAUUUAAGAUGAUGAUAUUUAGCAAACUGACAACACUGUGGCUGGUUUUGGCUCCUUGUGUUACAAAUGAUCAAGAUACGAAUUUUCGAUUUUAUUUUUUAAAAAUAUUUUCACCUAUUUUCACCUGAAUUUUUCUGUGUGUUCGUGUGACCUGCCUUUCUGUGCCCAACAGUAAAACUCACACAAACAGCAUAGGAGUGUUGGGCCCACUUAAUUUCUCUUAUUUUCACAGUGUUUACAGUUCCCGAGUGUUGGUGAUCAGUAACAAGAUCGUUGUACAUAUUUAUGGGGUGAUCAAUUGACAAUCGAAAUUGAAUAGGAGAUACUGAAGAUUAUGUAUUUUUACGUUACGUCAUUUUCAGUUUUAUUUCAUUUUAAUGUA
Scleropages formosus (Asian bonytongue) is the source of this 4611-nucleotide messenger RNA. It is a transcript of the gene cnsta, whose product is annotated as consortin, connexin sorting protein a. Gene Ontology annotation, molecular function: connexin binding. NCBI's taxonomy places the organism in Eukaryota, Metazoa, Chordata, Actinopteri, Osteoglossiformes, Osteoglossidae. The record is from RefSeq and is a predicted model, not a curated record. Gene Ontology annotation, cellular component: plasma membrane; transport vesicle; trans-Golgi network. Gene Ontology annotation, biological process: positive regulation of Golgi to plasma membrane protein transport. The transcript is spliced from 11 exons. The coding region runs from base 280 to 2298 and encodes 672 amino acids.